CUUUCAAGUGCAAUUACAUCACUUUUGAGCAGAUGGUGAUGGGGAGUUGCAUUAUCCUCUUCCGGUUUGCUUUCAAUAGACAAGAUUUUGAGCAACUCAGUCUGGUUCUGAAUUUAGCCUUCCUGUGUGCAGAAUAGAUUGUAGACCCAGAGGUCCUUUCACACCAAAAAUAUUUCUUUAUUUUCCAUGAGUGUUCCGUUUGUUAGCAUUUGGAAUUGGUAUUUUUAGCCCAGGCAAAAUAAGGCUCUCCCAGUUCUACUUGGUUUUAAUAUAUUCAGCUCUGUCAUAUCUAUUCCUGUGAUUCACUCUGUUGGUUUAUGUAGGCCUGUGAUAAAAUGUAGUUGGCAGGCCAAUAUUUGUGUUUAGUUGCUUAUUCCAUGCCUAUCCUGUGUGCCAGUCUUGAAAUUUUCCUUUUGUCCAAUAUUUCUGUUUUCGUUUCUGUGUCUGGAAGAUCAGUAUUUAAACAAUCCAGUCCUAUUUUCAACUCAACUCAGCUAAUAGACUAGAUCAAGUACUUGUGACUUGUCAGCAAAUUUUAUGUCACUGACCACGUUGUUUACAGGCCUCCAGGUUCUAGCAAGGCAAGGUAGAUCCCAGUUGUUGAUACUAUCUGAUGGCUGCUUUCUGUUUCCACCAUUUCUGCUCAGACAGAUAGGCUUGGCCAUGAACAAAGUAAUGUUGUGGUCUGCAUAGCCCUCAACGUGCAAGUGAUUUCAGCACAGCACUCCCAUUUCACUAAACCUGAAUAGUUCACUUAAUCACCAGUAUCUCAUUCAGAUAAGUCUUACUUGGGACAAGUCUCAGCAAGUCUGUAGCAUCUGAAGAUGGUAUGAAAAAUAACCAUCAGAAAUGCUAUUGCGUGCAUCUCUUUCCACAGCCAUUGAUAAUAUGCAUCCUCUAGGAUCUAAAUCAAAGAGCUAUUGUUGCCUCUGACCCUGAAAUAAGGCAUCAUUAUAUUCCCCAGCCUACUCUCAGCUUUAGUAUCAGGCAUAGGUUUUCAACACCUCCAGUAAAUUGUUUCUAUAUUGAAAUAAAGGAUGAAUGCCUAAAAAAGUAAAAAACUAACUGGAAAUGGGAAUAGCUCUGGCUUCAGCAUCAUAUUUGGAGGGAAGACAGUUGGACUAGAUGAUCUUAUAGGUCCUUUCCAAUCUUGUGAUUCUGUGAUAUUCUGACAUGCCCUACUGCUGUCAAUAUGUAGAGCUGUGGGGAUACCUGCUGAUGUUACUGUAUGUGUAUUUGGGAGAGAAGGAAAAAAAACUGUGUGUAUCCAGGUAUACUUUACUAUAUUCAACAAAGUGGGCUGGGGAGUAAGAAAAAUGAGAUGAGAAGAAGUUAAUUGUAAAUUAAUAGUUGUACAAUAGCUCAGACUGCAUGAACCACCAAUAAAAUAGUUGAGGCUGAAGUUACUACCGUACACCCAAGAAGCAACCUCAGCUAGUGAACUCAAUGUUAUGACUUGAAAGGCAGAAAGAACAUUCCAAGCUAUAGUGAAGAUGCUGCGCAACCAUUACAUUCAUUGCUAUGCCUGCUGAGGCACUGCAAUGACGACAACACUGUUGCCUAGCAGUUUCAAGAAGCUGGCUCAUCUUUUUAUAGCUGAUAGACGGGAGCAGACAAGGUUCACUGAACGUCCUCACAUCAACACAAAAGCACCAGGAGUCAGCUGGAGCUUUCAGAUGAGGCUGCCUAUAGCAAGCUUCUCCGAGAAGACUAACAGGCUAUUAAAAGUUUAAAUACAAAACAAAUUUUAUUACAGUAUCAACUAGAAUACUGCUGAGUCUGCCUGCAAACAAGUUAGAAAGGAAAGGCUUUGUAUCCUUUUUUUCUGCAUGCUGCGUCCUUGCUGGGUUGAUUCGUGCUUUGAAGUGUGAUUCUUACUAACUCAAAGGCCAAAUAGCAGAAAGAUUUGGUAAUUUCCUCUGGUUUCUUGGAAGGUUAUUUCUGUUGCUUUUAAGACCUAUUCUUGCCUUCCCUGUGCUUGGCCUAGAGCCUGCCAUCUACCCACUGUGACGUUCAUGCUGCUGCUUCCUGCAACUUCUUUUCUUCAGGUAUGUUCGAUGAUUGCAGAAAGAAGGCACGAUUACCCUGUCCCGGUGUGAGAUUCAGUCUGAUCUGAUGCUCAUCUUUAAAAGGAACCUAUAGAAAUAGAGCAUUCAUUGCUCAUUGCCAUCAGGUUCAUUUUUCAGAUCCCCUGUAAAAGUUGUCAGUGUACCAUACAAAACCACAAAUUGCACCAUACAAAGCUCUUUACCUUGAAAAAAAGGAGAAUUCCUUCUAUUUAGAUCCUGGGUUGUGUAGAAUGUAGUGUGCAAGUAACAUGAGAGUAACGCUUGCUUUAUUCUUAAUAGGAUUUUAGACAUGAACUACUGCUUAGAGGCAUCAUCUGUUUUUCUGUUCCUUUUUUGUAACUACUGAUAUUGUUAAUGGGUGUUACCAAAGCAGAUGCAUAAGGAAUAAACGUUCUAACAUGCCUAUGUGAAGUGAUGGACUAGACUGUCACUCUCCCUGACCUGGUAGCGUCUGUUGUGACCAAGACUGUUUUCAUGCAAGACCUUAUUAUGGCCAGACAGUCCAGAGAAUGUGCAGACAGCAGAACCUGGAUUUGAUAAACAGGUUAUAUAACCAAUGCAGUGGAGUUCUGUGGCUCAAAUUAGCACCUUACCUUCCCAUAAGGGCACGAAUACAUGUUAAACUGUAAGGAGAUGGGUGGGAUAGAGACCUAUGCACUACUGCCCUAGAGGAAAAACAAUUGCACAACACUGUUGCUCCUCCCUGAAAAUAAUCAAUGGAUCAUUGUGGGAAAAAAAAUAUACCAUCCCACCCAGAAAGAUAUGCAGACAAGCAACCAGCACUCCUCUCUUGUAUGGAUGGCUCCAUGACAGUGUGAUGAAAUCAAACUUGUCUGACCAUUGACGGAAGUUCAAAGAAAUAAAAGCAGCCUCUGCUGUUCUCAGAUGUGAAGUUAUAGCACUCAUGAAGUUAAAAGUCUAGGUGACUAAUCAACAUGCGUCUUUCAUCAUCAUCAUCUAAACUGCCCUCCACAGCAGAAAGUAAGUUUGCAAGAGCGCGGAGAAACUUUCAGCGAAGGGUCACAUCAACUUAAAUCUGGGCUAUUUUCAAGAUCCCAGUAUUGUGCUGCCAUUUUUCAUGGUCAGGUUUAGCUUUGCCUAACCGUAGUGGCAUGCAAAUGCUAUACAAAAGUCAAAGAGGCUCUGUAAGCAAAAGGUUCUGCUGUUCCUCUCCCUUUUCUCCAAGUGGGAACACUGAGAAGUCAUUCAUCUGUCUGUGUUCUUUCUAGGUGGUUUUAGGCUUGAGACAUCAGCAAUGCUAAGAAAGGUUGCUCUUUCAGGGCCCUGGGAUUUUUCUUCAGGAAAAGAUUUAAUGGAUUAAAAUAGCACUCUGAGUUCUGUUGCAAAUUAAAUGGGAAAGAGAUGCAGUUUUCUAAGUACAGGUACACCGGAGCUGGCUGUACUAAGUCAGUCUUUUGAUCUUAGGGCAACUCUAACCCCAAGUUAAACAAGUUAGUGGUUUUCAGCAUAUGAACUCCUAGCCUUUCCAGUGGAGACAUGCAUCUUAGUUUAGUAACUUUCAGCUUACCAGCAAGAUGCUUGCUUUGUUGCUACCAUUUUAAAGUCUCUUAAAAGUAUCUUUGUGCCCUUCCCCAGAGGUGUGCAGGACACAGAUUGGAAGCUACUGUGCUGAGCUAACCUGAAGGCAAGUAAAAUGUAGGUCACAGCAGGCAGGCUCUUAUCUGAAAGGAGACAAGACAAGUACUUGGCAAGAUAGAGACAGAGACAGAUUUAGUGUGGUGAACUACAAGCUCUUGUACUCCAGUCUGAGCCUGAUGAUUUGUAAUAUUCUCACAAUCAGUUUCCUCUGUCAGUGCUGGCUUAGCUUGUUAUAACAAGGGUGGCAUUUUUAUUUGUUGUCAUUUUUUUUCACAAAAAAUACUGAAAUCAGAAAAGUCCAUUUUACUGAUGCCUGCAGAGCCUGUGACAGUAGCUUCAAGAAGACAUACAAACUGUCCCAGUUCGUUUCCAUUUUACACCCUAUGGCAGACCCUAUAUAUAAUAGCGCAUGGAUGGGGGAAUUGCAGGUUGUCUUAUAUUGACUUCUGGACACAGGUCUGAUCUAGAGAAGGCUUACCGGUAGGAAAAAUGAAGUAAGCCAUCCUUAGACUUCAAUUCACAGUCAAUCAAGGCAGAUAUUUAAAGGCAUCUAUCUUAUCUUAUCUUUGGAUCUUUAUUCACAGGGCAGACUGUUUACUACAAACAUCUAUUGGUGCACUCUGAGUUUGUCAUUCAUGCAGUUAUGCGCCUGCUUGUAAAGACAGCUCUUCUCCCUCCCUGCUUUCUUUAAUAUUGAGUCCAACCCAGCAAUGGGAGGAAAGUUGCCUUUUUGUUUGCUGAAUUUGCAGCGCUCUGAGAUUAUUGAGAUAGUACGUAAGCUGAAUGAACUUUAGGGUUUUUGUUCAUUUAAUACUAACUCCUGUGCUAGAAUUAUUUUACUCUAUAUUAUACAAAGGCUGUCAAGAACAGAUCUCUGGAGCUGGAGCUAAGUGCUUGUGUUAGGAUAUGAGUUCCUCAGAAGCACAGAGCACUCCUUAGUCCUCAAAUCCAGUAGCUUCAUCCUUAGACAUUUUAGAAAGGCAAGCUACUAAACGCAGGCUUCUCUUGAACGCCUGGAGAAAGGAUACAGUGUCUGGAAUGAAACUGGUAGAAAGUUACAUUAUUAAAGGAGGUUAAAUCAGUGUCAAGGGCCAACAAGCUGGAGAGACAAGUAAUUCAUAUUGAUUGAACCAGACUUCACCGCACACAUUCAUUAAGAAUAUUACAUUAAAAAUCCGAGGCAUACAUUUUGAUUUUGCAGCAGAUUCUUUGAGGAUGUGAGACAGUUGCUUAGUGACUUCUGGAUUCAUCACCCUUUCAUUAAGUGUUGUAUUUAACGCUUUUCUUCCACUACUUUGAAUUUAAAAGCUUCCCUCAGUAAUGAAGUCAGAAACAUAUUUAACGAUGGUUCUGUAUCGUUAGCAUAAAAGAUAUCCUCUUUUUACUUCCUUUACCCAUCAGCAGUAGAGUCUAGAAGAACCAUACCCAGACUUACCAAGUUAGUGCACUGCUUUGUGGCAAACUGUUAGUGGCAACUUUUGGAACUCUUGGCCUUCAAAUGCAAUUAUAGAUUUCCUGUCAGUUUGGUGGAAGCAGAUGCCCUGAAAAAAAUACUUACAAAAGCCAUUUCUAGCCUCGGCACUUUCUUAUGAAAGCUACUUUGUUAUUAUUCCCCUUUCUAACUUCUCUUUUAUUUCAAUCAAUAAUACUUGGGGAUAUCUUAUCAAUUUAGUUCAGAAGUUUAUCAGUGAAAUACUGCAUGGGGCAAUCACCACAUCAAGUUGAUUAACUGAGACUGAUCAGUCUAUUUCCCUUUCCUGCUAUGCACAGUCCCUUGACCUCCAGUAAGUAUAAAUCCCAUGUGGUGCAUGUAUAUGCCAGCUGAGUCAGACUAAGAGGGUGGGGUAACACUGUAGAUUAAUUACACGGCAAAAAAGGAAGCAAGAAGGGACACAUAGAUACCAUCUGCAUAACUUCCUGGGAGGAAACUGCUGGUAUGCACUUAGGUAAAUGGCUGAGAACAGAGUGAUAUGAGACUGUGCUAUCAGCAGUGCUUGCUGGCUUGGAGAAAGCACUGGUAUUUUUCCGAAUGGGGCUGUAUAGGAAGUGUGCUCUAAGUCCUGGCAUAAAAGCAGAAUUUACUUCAGCACUCUGUGACUCAAUCUCUGGUCCUCCACUAGGCAUCAGAAUAACCUAUAAAGCUGUAUGUGAUCUGUGGGGUCAGACACUGGGAGAGGCUGCAGGCCUGUGCUGUGAGCACAGAAGGUGGUGGGGCUAGAGAAGAGGAAUGUGUGAAUAUCAUGCUCAACUCAUAAGACUUUGCAAGUCUAGUGUAAUAUAGAGUCUGAAGCCUUGCUUAAAUUGCAUCUUAACCUGAGGUGUAUUUAAAACCAAGAUGCUUAAACUUGUGCCAGUACUUAUGUGGGCACUUGUUUCAAUUUAAUUUGAUUAAAUAUUUAAAGCAUAAUGAAAAAGACUGUAUUAACAUGGGGGAAAAAAGGAUCUAAGUCAUUUUCCCAGUGGACAAAACCUUCCUUCCCAAGUUUUCAAUUCUCAUGUGUGACUUACCAUAGAAUAAUCUUUGCAUUUUAUAUCUGACCUAUGGUGAGGAAACAAAAAUAGAAGCUCAAAAAAGUCAGUGAAAGCUCAUGCUAAAACACUCAGCAAACCCUAUUGGAUUCAUGCAAAUAAUAUCAGUGAGGUCAUAUAUUCAGCUGGGCAUACAUCCUCCUCCUAGCCAUUAUUUGGCUGGGGAAGAAGCAGAAUCUAGUAUGAAGUCUGGAAAACCAACUGAGUUUUAAUAGUUAAAUUAAAGUUUGCAAAACAUCACAACCAAAGAAGCAUGAACUCCAAAUUAAUGAGCACAGUCCUUCUGCAAUUGAUAUUCCUACUGUGUCAGGGUGCCUCUUCUCUUACCCAAAGUAUUGUGGAUAUCUUACUGUAUACUCUACAUAUAAACUGGCAGGGAGAAGUGGACCAUACAUGGGAGUAGUUUCUAAAUCUGAGAUGAGACAGCGUAUGAGAAACAGACAUUGGAAUAAAGGUAUGAUGAAGAGGUUGUGCAAGGACUUAUUCACUGUGGCUCCUUUCAGUUUGGAAUGAAUUCAGUCCUCAUUAGCAUAUCCUCUAUGCUUCCUUUGUAAAGUUAGGCAGGUAUGGUGCUGUCCACAAGAUGCCACUUUUGCUUAGUGUAAGAGACCUCUCAGCUAGUCAGGAUAUGAGCUCUAUACUACCUGAGAACAGACUUUGUAGGCUGGAUUUUGUCAUAUUUGAAGUAAGUGAAACUUGUUUCUCACAUCUGUCUAAUGUGUGUUUUCUUCUACCUUGGGAGCAGUGGAGUGAAGUGCAGCAGAUGAUAAAUGGUACCCCAGUCUAUAUGUACCAAGACUGCAGCGUGCUCUCUGAGGGUGACACUGAUCACUGGCUUCGCACCAACUGGAUUUAUAGGGGUGAGGCAGCAUCUCGCAUUUACGUGGAGCUGAAGUUUACAGUGAGAGACUGCAAGAGCUUCAAAGGUGAAGUGGUGACCUGCAAAGAGACCUUCAACCUCUACUACAUGGAGUCUGAGCAGGAUGUUGGGAUCCAGUUCCGCCGCCCAAUGUUCAUCAAGCUCAACACUGUGGCAGCAGAUCGAAGUUUCACAAACAGAGACAUCGAAUCUGGUGCCAUGCAGCUGAACACAGAAGUGUGCCCCAUUGGGAAGCUGUCUCGUCGGGGUUUCUACUUAGCUUUCCAGAACUCUGGAGCUUGUGUAGCAAUGGUGUCCGUCCGAGUGUAUUACAAGACUUGCCCAGAGACAGUGCGGGGCCUUGCCCGUUUUCCAGAGACACUAGCAGGUUUGGAGGGGCUCACAGAAGUGCCUGGUGUCUGCGUGGAAUAUGCAGCUGAAGAAACGGGCUCUCCCCCGAGGAUGCACUGCAGCACAGAUGGGGAGUGGCUGGUACCAAUGGGCCGAUGCCUUUGUGCUGUGGGGUUUGAGGAAGUCGAUGGGAGCUGCGUAGCCUGCCAGCGAGGAUUCUAUCGUCACUCUCUGGAGACUAAACGCUGCCUGAAGUGCCCCCCAAACAGCUUGUCCAAUGAGUUAGGGGCUACAUCUUGUUCCUGCAAUGCAGGCUUCUAUCGGGCACCAUCAGAGGGCCAGAACAUUGCUUGCACUCGUCCUCCCUCAGCUCCCCGCAAUGUCAGCUUCUCCCUUAUUGGCACACAGCUCAGUCUGUGGUGGCAGCCACCAAGUGACCAUGGUGGGCGAAAGGACUUAACUUACACAGUCUUCUGUCAGCGCUGUCAUUACCUGUCGUGUGAUCCAUGUGAACCUGGUGUGGUAUUCUCCCCGAGUGCUUCGGGUCUCACCAAAACUGCUGUGGAUGUGGAUGGCCUAGAAGCUUACACCAACUACACCUUUGCUGUGGAAGCCCAUAAUGGUGUCUCAGGAAUGGGACCUGCUGCGCAGAGAACUGCUCCAGCUGUCUGGGUUGCAGUUGGACAUGCAGCUCCAGUGACAGUAUCCCAGUUUAUCCUGACACAGAGAGAUGACAGUAGUCUGUCUGUUUCUUGGCUUGCCCCAUGGCAGCGCAGCCGGACCUCAGUGGAGUAUGAGGUCAUGUUCUUUGAGAAGGGAGAGGAGGCACGUUACACAGUGAAGCACCUUCUAGAGCCAAAUGUCACUCUGACAGACCUUCAGCCAGACACAACCUACCUGCUUCGUGUCAGGUCCAUCACACCCCUUGGGCCUGGGCCCUACUCCCAGGAGCAGGAAUUCCGCACCCUUCCACCAGACACAGGAGCUCUGUCUGGUGGAGUCAUAACAUCUAUUAUCUUUGGAGUUUUGCUAUUUAUUGGACUGCUUCUGGGAAUUCUGUUCUUUCGACGAAAGAAGACUCACCGCAGACAAGCACGGCCUGUUUACAGUACUUCAGGCUUUGAUCGAGAGAAGGUCUGGUUAAAGCCCUAUGUGGACCUGCAGCCAUAUGAUGACCCCAGUAGAGGGGUUCUGGAGUUCAUUAAGGAACUGGAUGUCUCUUGUGUCACUAUGGAGAAUGUGAUUGGGGAAGGGGAGUUUGGGGAGGUCUAUCGUGGGUCCCUGCGGCUCCCAGGGAAAGAACGUAUUGUGGUUGCCAUCAAAACCCUCAAGUCAACAUAUUCAGACUCACAAUGGUGGAACUUCCUGCGUGAGGCAACAAUUAUGGGGCAGUUCAAUCACCCAAAUAUCGUACAUCUGGAAGGAGUUGUCACCAAAAGAAGGCCAAUGAUGAUCAUCACUGAGUAUAUGGAGAAUGGAGCGCUGGAUACCUUCCUCCGGGAGAAUGAAGAAAAAUUUAGCCCUGUGCAGCUUGUGAACAUGCUGCAGGGAAUAGCCUCUGGCAUGACCUACCUUUCGGAACACAACUAUGUGCACCGGGAUCUGGCUGCUCGCAACAUCCUGGUAACACGCAGCCUUCAAUGCAAGGUGUCUGACUUUGGUCUUUCCCGAAUAUUGGAGAAUGAUGCAGAGGGAACAUAUGAAACCAAGGGUGGUAAGAUUCCGAUCCGAUGGACAGCCCCAGAGGCCAUUGCUCAUCGGAUUUUCACCUCAGCCAGUGAUGUCUGGAGCUAUGGAAUUGUCAUGUGGGAGGUGCUGUCAUUUGGUGACAAGCCAUAUGGGAAUAUGACCAAUCAAGAGGUGAUGAAAAGCUUAGAGGAUGGGUACCGGCUACCCCCACCUGUGGACUGCCCAUCCAUCCUCUAUGAGUUAAUGAAGAGCUGUUGGUCACACGAUCGUAUGAGGAGGCCUCAUUUCCAGGAGAUCCGUGCACAGCUGCAACACUUCAGCUCAAGCCCCCAUCUCCUCCGGUCUGUUGCAGACUUUGAUCCCAGGGUAACGCUCCGGCUCCCCAGCUGCAGUGGAUCUGAUGGUAUCCCCUAUCGAUCUAUUCCCGAGUGGCUGGAAUCCAUUCGUAUGAAGCGUUAUAUCUCCAACUUUCGCACUGCUGGCCUUGACACCAUGGAGUCAAUUCUGGACCUCACUGCUGAGGACUUGAAACAGAUGGGAGUGUCACUUCCAGGCCACCAGAAGAGGAUUCUGUGUAGCAUCCAAGGCUUUAAGGAGUGACCAGUUGUUGAUCUCUCAAGCUUGCAAGAUGCUGUCUUACCAGAUAUCACUUGGAAUCAUUCCUAUGGCAAUUGCUUCCAAAUGAGUGACUGGGACAAGCAAAGCAAAAAACCAGGACUGAAAAGACUUACGAGGCAACACCACCUGCUCUCAUUUCUGUUUCUCCUUGCUUCAGCCAGCAGUACUUUUCAGAACACUGGUCUUAGAAUCCAUUUUCAAUCCUGUCUUCUACUGUUAGUUCUGUGCAGCAUGGAAUAAUCCCUGUAGUCCACAUAAUGGACUUUCAAGCCCUCAGGUAAUCACACGGAAAUAUAAGGAUACAUACAACUGCAGGGUGGGGAUUGGAAUGAUGUUUUAAAAUUGAAAAUGAGGAUUCAGAUGCUGUGGGACCUUCAGAAAACAUUCAUGAGGAUGCAAAUGUAGAGGUUGGGCACAUUCACUCCCUGAUGUACAUCCCUUCUCAUUUCAGCAGCCUUCUGUCUUCCUUGCUUCACAAUAGGAGCAAACUAUUCAAUCUUUCACAAGGCUGCUGCCAAGGGAUAUACUUUUAAGUUAAGCUAUUCUUGCUUUGAACACGAAGUCAUGGUGUACUUGGUCCUUUGAAGCUGGGAAUAGCAGCGCACCCUGCUGUAACUUGUGUGAUCGUGUAACCUUGGCAUGUUGCUUACUUGCACGUGUACUUCAGCAGAGUGAUUUACCUCUCUUCAACCUGCUUAAUACCUUCACUUGUUCCAUACACACAAAACAUUUUAGGUACCAAUUUUUCUCUGCUCCUUUUUUGAAAGAGGGAUCAAAUAAGGUAUUUGUAACAGAAAAAUGUAGAGGUGGGCUGUCAUUCCUUCUCUGUGAAGGAAGUAUUAUUAUUUAUCAGAACUCAAGACAGAGGUGCUACAGACUGUAAAUAGUAUUUUGUAAAUAAACUUGAGGCAGAGCA
Messenger RNA from Coturnix japonica (Japanese quail), 10630 nucleotides. The record is from RefSeq and is a predicted model, not a curated record. NCBI's taxonomy places the organism in Eukaryota, Metazoa, Chordata, Aves, Galliformes, Phasianidae.